UGCAGGCGCUGCCCAGACGGUGAAUAAUGCGCGGCCUGGCGGCAGGAGCGCCGGGAAGAGGCCUGGAAGGGGUGGCUGGGCGAGUGGAGGGACCGAGGCUCCCGCAGGGGCGCCCCUGCCACCCCAACCCGAGACAUCCACCACAACUCUGGCCCCUGCGGCCCGGGGUCCCACAGACACUCCCCCCACAAGAGGCCGCGGGGUGUUACCGGCCGCUGUUGGCGACCCCUGACCCAAAUUAGCCAGACCCAAGCGGGGGGGCGUGGCUGGCGCCGGGGGCGGGGCUGAUGAGAGACUUACGGACUAAGAGACAACGAGAGACAAAGAGAGGCUGAGAUCAGGAGAGACCGAGCGGCGCUGCCGAGCAGGGCCCCCACCCCCGGGCUAGGUCGAGGCCUCUCAGACCUCUCUAGACCGGAUCCCCGCGUCUUUGGGGCGUCUUCUGCCGCCAGGCCCUCUAUCCGGACCCCGCGCCGACGUGGCGGCGCCCAGGUCCUCUGACGGGCGGGUCCCCCGGCUGUGACUCUGUUUCCCUGGGAAAUCCCCCGUGGGGGCAGCCCGCCCUUCCGUGCCUUCCACUUUCUUCACUUCUGAGACUGCAGCGCCGAGACCCCCGCGCGGACGGAUCCACCUAGGAAAUUGUGACCCAUGAAGUUGACCUUGGAGCCACGGAGACAACCAGGGACCCUUGGCCCACAGCCAGCUGCCUGUCCUCUCCACACUGGAUACAUCCUGGAGGUGUGCCAAAGCCAGUGCCAGCCUGCCCCAUCUGCAGUGUUGGCCUGAUGGGGUGGUGACUCAUCCUGCCCAGCUCCAGCACCAUGUGGUCCAAUAGCAGCUCCCUGGGCCCCUGUUUCCGGCCCACAAACAUCACGCUGGAGGAACGGCGCCUGAUCGCCUCCCCCUGGUUCGCGGCCUCCUUCUGCGUGGUGGGCCUGGCCUCCAACCUGCUGGCCCUGAGCGUACUGGCAGGCGCGCGGCAGGGUGGCUCACAAACACGCUCCUCCUUCCUCACCUUCCUUUGUGGUCUCGUCCUCACUGACUUCCUGGGGUUAUUGGUCACCGGCACCAUUGUGGUGACCCAGCAUGCUGUCCUCUUCGACUGGCGUGCUGUGGACCCCAGUUGCCGUCUCUGCCAUUUCAUGGGCGUUGUCAUGGUCUUUUUCGGCUUGUGCCCACUGCUGCUUGGGGCCACCAUGGCCUCGGAACGCUACCUGGGCAUCACCCGGCCCUUCUCACGCCCAGCCGUCACCUCCCAGCGCCGUGCCUGGGCCACCGUGGGGCUGGUAUGGGGCGCCGCACUGGCACUUGGCCUGCUGCCCCUGCUGGGCGUGGGCCGCUACUCCAUCCAGUACCCGGGCUCCUGGUGCUUCCUCACACUAGGCACUGAGCCAGGGGAUGUAGCCUUUGGCCUGCUCUUCUCAAUGCUUGGCAGCCUCUCGGUGGGGCUGUCCUUCCUACUCAACACGGUCAGCGUGGCCACACUGUGCCACGUCUACCAUGGGCAAGAGGCUGCCCAGCAGCGUCCCCGAGACUGCGAGGUUGAGAUGAUGGCUCAACUCCUAGGCAUCAUGGUGGUGGCCAGUGUCUGCUGGAUGCCACUUCUGGUCUUCAUCGCCCAGACAGUGUUGCGGAACCCACCUGCAAUGAGCCCUGCUGGGCAGUUGUCUCGAGCCACUGAGAAGCAGCUGCUGAUCUACCUGCGCGUGGCCACCUGGAACCAGAUUCUGGACCCCUGGGUGUACAUCUUGUUCCGCCGUGCCGUACUUCGGCGCCUGCACCCACGCCUCAGUGCCCGGAGCAGGUCGCUUUCCCUGCGGCCCCAGCUCCCACAGGGCUCCGUGUUGCAGUAGGACCUGGGUGGCACAAGUGGACAUCACCCCUGCCUGCAUGUCCCCUGCCAAGCCCUCAGUCCUCUCUGUCACAUCUGGCUGUCCUGAUACUGCAUGAGCUGUGUGCUGCUUGAUGGAUGGAGGAUUUUAUUUGCAGGAUUCUGGGUCAUCUUCCAUCUACCCUGGGCAUUCUCCAAUUACUUCCCGACCCUGCCAAGGCCUGUCCCCCUGCCUCAGCCCUUGUCUUCUACUUAGACCCCCUCCCCUUCUCUGAGCUCUUCUCGACCCCAGGGAGGGGAGUUUUGGGGGUGCUGAGAAGAGAAUCUUGUAAGGCUUAGAGUGGCCAAAGUCUCUCUUCCAGAAGUCUUCCUGACAUGGGGGAGUCUUUGACCCCUGAAAAUGACCUGCUUAUUGGGGUACAGUUGCUUUCCUUUGAGAUCCCAGCCUGGGAAGGCUAUCUAGAAAGGAUUGAAUGUGACCCAGGAGGACACCCCCUCUCUUGCCAAAAUAUAUUCCCGCCUUUGGCUUUUUCCCUUUGGGUCCUGAAGCUGACGGCCUCAGGAUUCCAUGUGUGAGAUUGCUAUCUGGCCUUGGGAAUUGGCUGGGUUCUAAUGCCUCUCGCACCUCAUUUAUGGAGUGUUUUUUCUUCCUUUAAAAAAAAUUUUUUGAGGGUGGUGCCUGUGGCUCAAAGGGGUAGGGCACCAGCCCCAUAUGCCAGAGGUGACGGGUUCAAGCCCAGCCCCAGCCAAAAACUGCAAAAAAAAAAAUUUUUUUUUUGAGGCAGGGUCUUGCUCUGUAGUCUAGGCUAGAGUGCAGUGGUGCCAUCAUAGUUGACUGAAACCUCAAACUCCUGGGGCUCAAGCGAUCCACCUGCCUCAGUCUCCCGAACAGCUGGGAGUACAAGUAUGCACCACCAUCCAUGAGUAAUUUUUCUAUUUUUUGCAGAGAUGGGGUCUGGCUAUGUUGUCCAGACUGGUCUCGAACUCCUGGCCUCAACUGAUCCUCCUGCCUCAGCUUCUGCAAAUUCUGGGAUUACAGGCAUGAGCUGCAGCCCCAGCUAAUCAUUUCCUAAGCACUUUAUAAGCAAGGUCUCCUUGAAUUCUCUCAACAACUAUUGGGGGAGGCUCUAGGAUUGAACCCAUUUUGCAGUUGAGAAGGAGGGAGGGAGAGAGAGACAUACACAAGACCAUGGAGUGAAUCCUGCUUCCUCUACUCCUGACUAGGUUCCUAUGUCCAUUCAUUUACUCAGUAACGUUUCAGACUCCCUAGUGCUGGGGACAGCGCUGCACCCACAGUUGGUGUUCAAUAAAUACUGGUUGAAUGGACCAAUGACCAAGUUUUUCUGGAAC
This is a messenger RNA of Nycticebus coucang (slow loris), 3181 nucleotides long. It is a transcript of the gene TBXA2R, whose product is annotated as thromboxane A2 receptor. The transcript is spliced from 4 exons. Gene Ontology annotation, molecular function: thromboxane A2 receptor activity. Lineage: Eukaryota; Metazoa; Chordata; Mammalia; Primates; Lorisidae. Gene Ontology annotation, cellular component: plasma membrane. The record is from RefSeq and is a predicted model, not a curated record. Gene Ontology annotation, biological process: inflammatory response; positive regulation of blood pressure; positive regulation of vasoconstriction. The coding region runs from base 822 to 1853 and encodes 343 amino acids.